Molecule: messenger RNA, 1508 nt
Organism: Rubroshorea leprosula
Lineage: Eukaryota; Viridiplantae; Streptophyta; Magnoliopsida; Malvales; Dipterocarpaceae
Source: the annotation of a GenBank genome assembly
CAAGAGCGAGUAGCGCAUUGCUUCGUGGGUCUUCAAAGGUUCCCCAAGCGAAAUGGUAGCAUCUAGGGCUUGAUUAACAUAAUUCACCUUUUGGACCAUAUAGGAUCUGAAAUCAAAUGUGGGUUUUUGUGGGUCUUGCUCUUCUUCCUUGAUGGUAUCUUCCCUAGUAAGGACAGAAGAGAUAAAAGGAACAGAAGAAACAAGAUGGGAUUUUGUUGGGAAAGCCACCACUGGUAAACCGAAUCUUUUAAAAGGACCAAAAGUUGAGGAUGUGGCUGCCGUCAGUCGGCAACCAGGUGAACCGCUGGUGAUAGAGGAGAUCACGGUGGCUCCUCCAGGUGCCUAUGAAGUCCGGAUUCGGAUUAUCUGCACUUCUCUCUGUUACAGUGAUAUCACCUUUUGGAAAUUGAAGGUGCCUCCUGCUUGUUUUCCUAGAAUUCUCGGCCACGAAGCUAUCGGGGUUGUGGAAAGUGUGGGAGAGAAUGUUGAGGAGGUGAAGGAAGGAGAUACUGUCAUUCCGACCUUCAUGGCAGAUUGUGGAGACUGUGUGGAUUGCAGAUCAAAGAAAAGCAACCUAUGUUCAAAACUUCCUUUCGCGUUGAAGCCUUGGAUGCCUAGAAAUGACACCACCAGAUUCACAGAUCUUAAUGGAGAGCCUUUAUACCAUUUUCUGUUUGUUUCUAGCUUUAGUGAGUAUACAGUGCUAGAUGUUGCCCAUGUAGUAAAAAUUGAUCCUGCUAUCCCUCCAAAUAGGGCAUGCCUCCUAAGCUGUGGAGUAUCAACAGGACAAAGAUUUGGAGUCACAGAAUUUGUUGAUUCAAGCAGCUGUGGAGAUAAAUCUGUGAGCCAGGUGAUCAAUGAGAUGACUGGUGGGGGGGCAGACUACUGCUUUGAAUGUGUCGGUUUGUCAUCCUUAGUGGAAGAAGCCUAUGCUUCCUGCAGAAAGGGUUGGGGAAAGACGAUUGUUUUAGGAGUGGACAGACCAGGAGCACAAUUGAACUUCAGUUCUUUUGAGGUGCUCCACACUGGGAAAACCAUUACAGGAUCCCUAUUUGGAGGAAUCAAAGCUAAAUCUGAUAUUCCAAUUCUCCUGAAACGCUAUGUAGACAAGGAACUGCACCUGGAUGAAUUCGUCACUCAUGAAGUGAAGUUUGAAGACAUCAAUAAAGCCUUCAAUUUACUUAUUGAAGGGAAGUGUAUCCGAUGUGUGAUCUGGAUGGACAAAUGAUUGUCUCAUACCUCGGAUCUUUGCCGCACAUAUAUACUCUUCAAAAGUUGCAACACAUUGGGAAUAAGUGUUCGUGAGCCCUGCUAUUAUCACGUGAGUCACAUCAUUGAAUUCUCCACUCCAUUACUUAUCAAUAUGUCUUUUACUGCUUCCCUCAGUCUCGGACCAGCCACUGUUGUGAACUCUGCAUUUCUUGACAUGAAUAAUUUCAACAUGAUGUAUAUUUGAAACUGAAAUAUUAAGUGAUUUUGUGAUUGAAGAAUAGAAUACUACUACAAAA